Talpa occidentalis (Iberian mole) is the source of this 1744-nucleotide messenger RNA. RefSeq names its product solute carrier family 16 member 13 (gene SLC16A13). NCBI's taxonomy places the organism in Eukaryota, Metazoa, Chordata, Mammalia, Eulipotyphla, Talpidae. The record is from RefSeq and is a predicted model, not a curated record. Gene Ontology annotation, biological process: monocarboxylic acid transport; transmembrane transport. Gene Ontology annotation, molecular function: monocarboxylic acid transmembrane transporter activity. The transcript is spliced from 4 exons. The coding region runs from base 298 to 1578 and encodes 426 amino acids.
UUGGCUCCAGGCCACGCUCCGUGCGCCCGGGCCGCGACUCCUGACCAGCGGGGCCACGCCCCCGUGCGCUGAAAUCCGGGCUUCUAGGCCCGGUCUCCCCACCUCCGUGGCCCCCCGAGGGGAGAAGCGCAGGCACCUCAAGCAGCUCUCUGCAGCUUUGAAGCCCUCGUCGGUACCUUCCUCUCCACCAGCCUCUCCUCCCCCGCGGGCCGGAGCGGAGAGGGUGGGCAAAGGUGGAGCGUCCUAAGUCCUGCGCCCGCGGGGACUCUCGGUAGCGGCAGCCCUGUUGCCUCUCGGAUGGCGCACAGGGCCGGGCCCCCAGACGGGGGCUGGGGCUGGAUGGUGGUUCUCUCGGCUUUCUUCCAGUCGGCGCUGGUGUUCGGGGUACUGCGUUCCUUCGGGGUCUUCUUUGUGGAGUUCGUGGCGGCGUUUGAGGAACCAGCAGCACGCGUCUCCUGGAUCACCUCCAUAGGAAUCGCGGUGCAGCAGUUUGGGAGCCCAGUGGGCAGUGCCCUGAGCACAAAGUUCGGGCCAAGGCCCGUGGUGAUGAUCGGAGGCAUCUUGGCUGCUCUGGGGAUGCUGCUCGCCUCCUUUGCCACUUCCUUAACUCACCUAUACCUGAGUAUUGGGCUGCUCUCAGGCUCUGGCUGGGCCUUGACCUUCACUCCGACGAUCGCCUGCCUUUCCCGUUACUUCUCUCGCCGGCGAUCCCUGGCCACGGGGCUGGCACUGACAGGAGUGGGCCUCUCCUCUUUUGCCUUUGCCCCACUUUUCCAAUGGCUGCUCAACCACUAUGCCUGGCGGGGGGCCCUAUUGUUGGUGUCUGCCCUCUCCCUCCACCUGGUGGCUUGUGGUGCUCUCCUCCGCCCACUCUCCCUGACUGAGGACCCUGCUGUGGGUGGCCCUGGGGCCCAACUCAUCUCCCUCCUCCAUCAUGGCCCCUUUCUCCGUUACACUGUGGCCCUCACCCUGAUCAACACUGGCUAUUUUAUUCCCUAUGUGCACCUGGUGGCUCAUCUCCGGGACCUGGAUUGGAACCCACUGUCUGCUGCCUCUGUACUCUCGGUGGCUGCUAUUUCUGACCUCGUGGGGCGUGUGGUCUCCGGGUGGCUAGGGGAUGCCAUCCCAGGGCCGGUGGCACGUCUUUUGAUGUUCUGGACCACCCUGACUGGGGUGUCACUAGCCCUGUUCUCUGUGGCUCAGGCUCCCACAGCUCUGGUGACUCUGGCUGUGGCUUAUGGCUUCGCAUCAGGGGCCCUGACCCCAGUGGCCUUCUCCGUGCUGCCUGAACUGGUGGGGACUGGAAGGAUAUACUGUGGCCUGGGACUGGUACAGAUGGUAGAGAGCAUCGGGGGGCUGCUGGGGGCUCCUCUGUCAGGCUACCUCCGAGAUGUGACAGGCAACUACACCGCUUCUUUUGUAGUGGCUGGGGCCUUUCUUCUUGCAGGGAGUGGAGUUCUCAUCACCCUGCCCCACUUCUUCUGCUUCUCAGCUCCUACCUCCAAACCCCAGAAUCUUGUAACGGAUGCACUGGAUACCAAAGUCCCCUUGCCCAAGGAAGGGCCGGGAGAGGACUGAACUCCAAGAAGGGGCAGUCUGACCAAGAAGGCCAGAGUUUAGCAGCUCUACGUCUUCUACUCCUACUGCAUCUUAGUGCCCAUGAAACCACAGUGCCUUAAGCAUCUUGAUCUGCCUCCCCAGAGCAGGCUUGGAGCUCCUGCAGUGUAUAUGCCAACCCUUGGUA